Messenger RNA from Pseudopodoces humilis (Tibetan ground-tit), 1674 nucleotides. The record is from RefSeq and is a predicted model, not a curated record. Lineage: Eukaryota; Metazoa; Chordata; Aves; Passeriformes; Paridae.
CCGAGAUUAUCGGGUUUGGGGGGGCCCCGGUUUUUGGGGGAGCUCAGUGCUCGUUGUUCGUCCUCAGUGCGGGACAACAGCACCAUGUCAGCCCUGCUGCGCUGCCCCGUCCUGGCCCGGCACCCGGGGCUGCUGCGAGCCCUGGCCACGGCCCCCGCCCGCCCCCACCCAGGUGACCCCCCCGAGGGGUCCCACUGCCCCUUCAUCGCUCUGGAGGGGGAGGAGCCCCCCUUUGUCCAGCGCGCGGCCCCCGAGCUGCAGGAGGACGUGACACCCCCCGAGCCGGAGCCCCUGGAUUGGCUGCUGGAUUUGGGGGACGCCCUCGAGGACCCCCCCGAGCGGCGGCUGGAGGAGAAUCUGCCCGAGGACGCCUUCCCGUACGAGGCGGUUUUUGGGGGGCGCCUGGCGGGGCUGCGCCGCUCCCACACCUACCGAGAGUUCACGGCCGUGGGGCGCCGGGCCCAGCACCCCCCGACCGCCUUUGUGGGGUCCCCCCCGCGCCUGAUCCAGCUCUGGUGCUCCAACGAUUACCUGGGCAUGAGCCGCCACCCCGAGGUGCUGCGGGCGGCCAGGGCGGCGCUGGCGGCUCACGGGCUCGGCGCGGGCGGCACCCGGAACAUCGCGGGCACGGCCCCGCUGCACGGGGCGCUGGAGCGGGCGCUGGCCCGGCUGCACCGACAGCCCCGCGCCUGCCUCUUCUCCUCCUGCUUCGCCGCCAACGACACCGCGCUCGCCACGCUGGCCCGGCUGCUGCCAGGCUGCCACAUCUUCUCGGACGCGGGGAACCACGCCUCGAUGGUGCAGGGGAUCCUGCGCAGCGGGGCCCCCAAACACAUCUUCCGCCACAACGACCCCCAGCACCUGGACGAGCUUUUGGGGCGCAGCCCCCCCGGCAUCCCCAAAAUCGUCGCCUUCGAGUCCGUCCACUCCAUGGAUGGCUCCAUCGCCCCCCUGGCCGAGCUCUGCGAUGUCGCCCACGCCCACGGCGCUCUGACCUUCGUGGAUGAGGUUCACGCCGUGGGGCUCUACGGGCCCCGGGGCGGCGGCAUCGCCGAGCGCGACGGCGUCACCGGCAAGGUGGACGUGGUGUCGGGGACCCUCGGGAAGGCUGUGGGUGCCGUGGGGGGCUACAUCGCGGGGGGCGCCGCUCUGGUGGACGCCGUUCGCUCCUUCGGGCCCGGGUUCAUUUUCACCACGGCGCUGCCGCCCCCCGUGGUCGGGGGGGCCCUGGCGGCCCUGCGAGUUUUGGGGGGUCCCGAGGGGGCCGCCCUGCGCCGCACGCACCAGCGCCACGCCAAACACCUGCGGGUGCUGCUGCGGGACCGCGGCGUCCCCGCACUGCCCGCGCCCAUCGCGGCGCAGGUCGGGGACGCUCUGGCCGCCACGAGGCUGAGCCGGGCGCUGCUGGAGCGGGGGCUCUACGUGCAGGCCAUCAACCCCCCCACCGUGCCCCGGGGGGGGGAACUGCUGCGCAUCGCGCCCACCCCCCACCACAGCCCCCCCAUGAUGGAACACCUGGCAGACCAGCUGUCCGAGUGUUGGGGGGCGCUGGGGCUGCCCCGGGACUCCCCCCUGGGCCCCUCCUGCGCCUCCUGCCAGCGGCCGCUGCACUUCUCGCUGAUGAGCUCUGCCCAGUCCUGCGGGGCCUUUCCCAGCGCCACCAGUGCCCGGUGA